This is a messenger RNA of Aphanomyces astaci, 222 nucleotides long. RefSeq lists its product as hypothetical. The transcript has a single exon. The record is from RefSeq and is a predicted model, not a curated record. Bases 1 to 222 code for a protein of 73 amino acids. NCBI's taxonomy places the organism in Eukaryota, Oomycota, Saprolegniomycetes, Saprolegniales, Verrucalvaceae.
AUGGGCAAACGCUUCAGGGUCGUCGAAGAGGGCUUUGUCGACGGCAAGUGGACAUUUGACAUGACCAAGGAGUUGGCGAUUUGCAGAAAGAUUGAAGCGACGCUGCGUGAAACUCCGAUCGAGGAACCGCAACUAACACGGGAAGAGGAAGAACGCAUCAAGCAACGGCAGCAAGUCCGAGCCAAGAAGCUCGACAAGCAGAAGAAACGGACUAAAAAGUAG